This is a messenger RNA of Echinococcus granulosus, 96 nucleotides long. RefSeq lists its product as hypothetical. The transcript has 2 exons. NCBI's taxonomy places the organism in Eukaryota, Metazoa, Platyhelminthes, Cestoda, Cyclophyllidea, Taeniidae. The coding region runs from base 1 to 96 and encodes 31 amino acids. The record is from RefSeq and is a predicted model, not a curated record.
AUGGGGAGGCAGAAGUCUCUGCCCUGCCGAGACGGUACAGAAGGUGGUGUUCAUGCACUGCGCGGAGGAGGUUCUCUCACGAUCUUUGAGACGUAG